Messenger RNA from Camelina sativa (false flax), 1230 nucleotides. NCBI's taxonomy places the organism in Eukaryota, Viridiplantae, Streptophyta, Magnoliopsida, Brassicales, Brassicaceae. The record is from RefSeq and is a predicted model, not a curated record.
AUGGCUGGGACAAAAGUCAAUACAAUACACAGUGCAAAACCAUUCGUAAAGAGUGAGAAAGGGAGAAUUGAAGACAGGAUCAGUUCGUUAUCCGACGAUUUGCUCGUUAGUAUAUUGUUGUUACUCCCUACGACAGAGGCCGUGUCUACGAUGAUUUUGUCAAAGCGAUGGCGGUCUAUCUGGACGAUGCUACCAGAACUGGAGUACAUAGAUAGUGACUAUAAACAAGUUCCUGGGAAAAAGAAAGAAAGCAUUUGGUUGUUUCUUGAUGAGUCAUUGCAACUCCAUAAGGCCCCUUUAUUACAAAGAUUAAUUAUAGAACUAGGUCCAGGAUGUCCCGUUGAUGUUGAUGCUGAUAUCAUAAAGUGGAUUGCUUAUUCAGUUGAGCUCAAGGUGAAACAGCUAUACUUCAAACUCAGCUGGUUGUCAGUGCCUAUCAUCUUGCCUGAGAGCCUUUACGUAUGUGAGACACUUGUUGGCCUUACAAUUUCCGACAAGAUUCUCUUGGAUGUUCCUUCCCCGGUGUGCCUCCCAGCCUUAAUAAAUCUUUUUCUUGACUCUGUAGUCUACAAAGACGAAGAUUCUCUUGUUAGGUUUUUAUCAGGUUGUCAUGCUCUUCAGAAUUUAAAUGUGGAACGACAUGACAAUGACACCCUGGAAAAUUUCAGGGUUAAAGUGCCUUCUCUAAAGACCUUAUGUUAUACUUACGUAAAACUAGAAACAAAAGGAAACAUGGGGGGAUCUUUGGUUAUAGAUGCUGAAACUUUAGGAGAAAUCUACCUGAAAGAUUAUUCGGGAAACUCUUGCUUGAUUGAGAACAAGCCUCGGCUUGACAGGGCAACUAUCACCGUUUUAUGUUAUCCUACUGACAACUUUAUGAAAUCUCUUUCCUCGGUCAAGAGUCUCGUCAUGCUUUUGAGCAUUGAAACGUUAGAUGGAGAUUUUCCACUCUCGUUCAUCCCACCAAGUUCUGUACCGGGAUGUUUGUCAACCCAUCUCGAGAUGUUUGAGUGGAAAGGAUACAGAGGACGAGAAGGAGAGAAAGAAGUUGUAAGUUACAUAUUUGCCAACUCCAAGUAUUUAAAAAGAGCUGCAAUCAGCAUAGAACCUUGCAGUCUUGAAAAUAAAAAGAAGAUGAUCAAAGAGUUGAAAUCUGUGUCAAGGGUUUCACCAUUAUCUCGGCUUCUCUUUUCUCCACUCAAGUGGAUUCCGCGGCAUAGUACUUAUUGA